Molecule: messenger RNA, 2391 nt
Organism: Daldinia vernicosa
Lineage: Eukaryota; Fungi; Ascomycota; Sordariomycetes; Xylariales; Hypoxylaceae
Product: DNase I-like protein
Exons: 5
Coding region: 388-2238 (616 amino acids)
Biological process (GO): base-excision repair
Cellular component (GO): nucleus
Molecular function (GO): endonuclease activity; DNA-(apurinic or apyrimidinic site) endonuclease activity; phosphoric diester hydrolase activity
Source: RefSeq, a predicted model, not a curated record
AUUCCGUAACAUAGAAUGUCGCGACUUCUAGCGAGCGGUACCUUGCACGGCCAAUUGAUGUUUGUGCAACUACACGUAAUAAAAAGUUUACAGACGGGUUUACGGGUUUAUUACCUAAAGUAAAACAGUGACAAUAAGGAAGGGACGCUUGAUUCUAUUUACUCUUAAAAUAUUUAGAAAGAGAUGCACCAUCAUUCGUACUAGAACUUCCUUCCAGCCAUUCCGCGGUGAAUCAAUCCACUUACCAAAACCCACCGUAUAUUAGAACAAAUCCGACGAUGGUGGUAGAUGAAAAGGGUGAAGUAGAAGAGGAAUGAUUGGGGAUGCACCUUUAAAAAAAAGAAAAUAUCGGAAACUUUGUAAAUUCGUGAAUGCAUCUCCGACACGAUGGGGGUGCGCAUCACUUCGUGGAAUGUAAACGGCAUUCGGAAUCCGUUUGGAUACCAGCCAUGGAGGGAAAAGAGGACUUUUGAGGCUAUGUUCGAUAUACUCGAAGCCGAUAUCGUCGUAAUGCAGGAGACCAAAAUCCAGCGCAAGGACCUUCAGGAUGAUAUGGUCCUGGUACCUGGCUGGGAUGUUUCCUUCAGCUUGCCCAAGCACAAGAAGGGUUAUGCCGGUGUAGCAAUCUAUACCCGGAACUCGGUAUGUAUGCCCAUCCGGGCAGAAGAAGGAAUCACUGGCGUCUUAUGCCCACCAAAUUCUUCAACCAAAUUUCGAGACCUCCCCCCAGAUCAACAAAUAGGGGGUUACCCAAAGCCUGGCCAGCUUGUGGGUCUAAUAGACGAUGUGACUCUCGACUGCGAAGGGCGCUGCGUCAUCCUUGAGUUUCCUGCUUUUGUUCUGAUUGGAACCUACAGCCCAGCUAACAGCGAUGGGACCCGAGACGAUUUCAGGCUAGGCUACCUCGACGCAUUAGACGUUCGAAUCCGUAACCUCGUAGCCAUGGGCAAGAGGGUCGUUCUAACAGGCGAUCUCAACGUUAUCCGAACAUCUAUGGAUACAGCCAACCUUUUCGAGCGACUAAGAAAAGAAGGCGUUACGGUUGAAGACUUCUUCUCCACUCCUUCCCGUCGCCUCUUCAAUCAGCUUAUAUUCGAGGGAGACGUGUUAGGUAACAGAGAUGAGAAUAGGGAGGAGCCAGUGCUAUGGGACCUUGGCCGGCUCUUCCAUCCUACCCGCGAGGGCAUGUUUACUUGCUGGGACACUAAGAAGAAUACUCGACCUGCCAAUGUCGGCAGUCGAAUCGAUUAUGUCCUUUGUAGUGACAAUAUGAAGGACUGGUUUAUCGACUCUAAUAUACAGGAAGGCCUGAUGGGGUCCGAUCACUGUCCAGUCUUUGCAACCCUCAAGGAUGUUGUUACUAUUGACGGAAAAGAGGUACAUCUCAGGGACAUUAUGAAUCCUCCGGGAGUUUUUAAGGACGGAGUUCGGCUUAGGGACUGGACGGCAAAAGACCUUUUACCAUUAUCAGCGAAACUCAUUCCCGAAUUCGAUCGCCGGCGGAGCAUCAAGGACAUGUUUUCCAAGAAACCGGUGCCUUCGAAGUCGGCUCUAGCGCCAAUCAACGAGCCGUCAGAAAGUCCCAGCAGCAGUUUCGCUAAAAUUGAGCUAUCGAAAGACGAGGCCGCCGAAACACCCGCUUCGCAACCUGAAUCGGUAACUUCAGCGUCUUCUCCAGCUAAACCACGGACCGAUACCCUUAAGCGCACGUCCUCAAGCACGGCAUCGGCCAGCAGGCCACAAAAGAAAACAAAAGCCACUCUGGCCAAAGAGCCCUCGUCCAAAGGGCAAAGCAGCCUCAGGGGCUUUUUCAAACCUAAAACCACCACCCCAACUGCGAGUACAAUCCCAGGAACAAACGAAGAUCCUAAACCACUUAAUAGUCAAGUUGAUAAUACUUUCGAGGCCGAAGUACCGAAAGAAUCCAACAACAACACAGAAGAAGAAGCAAAAGACGCUGCCGGACCGUCUACGUCUACUCCGGGUAGAGUCUUCGAUCCCAUCGAGUCCAAGGAAUCCUGGUCCAAGCUGCUAACAGGUAAAAGAGUCCUGCCCAAAUGCGAGCACGGAGAGGACUGCGUUAGCAUAGUCACCAAGAAACCCGGCGUCAAUCGAGGGAGGUCAUUCUUCGUCUGUGCCCGGCCCAUCGGGCCGUCGGGCGAAAAGGAGAAAGGGACGCAGUGGCGUUGUCCGACGUUUAUAUGGAGUAGCGACUGGAACGCAUCGCAAAACGGAUGAGAUGAGAUGUGAUGCGAUGCUAGAUUAUUUAUAUGGAGCUUCUACUUCUACUUCUACUUUACUUGAACUAGCGGUCAUGUUACUUGUGUCGUUCUCUUCGUUGCGGGUGCGUAGGUAUGUCUGCAUAGGUAUAAUCUCCAUGCGUAUAGUCGC